Messenger RNA from Adineta steineri, 3016 nucleotides. The record is from the annotation of a GenBank genome assembly. NCBI's taxonomy places the organism in Eukaryota, Metazoa, Rotifera, Eurotatoria, Adinetida, Adinetidae.
UAUAUCGAAACACCGUCUUAUCGAUGGAUUUAGAGAUUGUUAUCAUAGAGAAGAUGAAAAUUAUAAAGAUAGUUGUUUAUUAAAUGAUAUUCAACGUUUUAAUUGUACGUCAGAAGAUAAAUGUUUAUCACCGAUAGGUUUCGAUCUUUAUGUACCUGGCUGCAAAGAUAGAGAAGAUAAGAUUCACAAUCAAGAAGUAUCUGUAUUUUCAAUUCUUUGUUCUCAAUCCCCUCGAGGUUUACAACUAGAAGACAAUGAGAAAUAUGACACUAAUUGUGAAUGGUGGCCUUGUAAUAAUCCGUAUACUCGAUGCGACAGGGGCUUUCAUUGUGCUAAUGGAAUCGAUGAAUUCAAUUGUCCUAAUACCAAGUGUAAAAUUAAUGAAUAUCAGUGUUAUGAUGGUCCUGUGAAUUAUUAUUGUAUUCCUCAAGAAUACAUCUAUGAAAUGCCACUUGAUUGUAUUAACAAUAACAUAAGUGAUCUUUGUCGAAAUAUAUUUUAUUCAAAUAGUUCAACUAUUAAUAUUAAUAAUGAAUAUAUAUCAUGGAAAAAUAAAAGUUGUUUAACUAAAGAUGACAUUUGCGGUUCUCAAUCAAUCAGUGAUGAAAAAAGUUUCUGUUCUCUUCGAGAAUAUUCAAAUACUCCUGCAUGCAUUUCAUCCUUUUCAGAUUUAUAUGACAGUGAAAAAUUGUGCUAUUUAAUAAGUGUCACCUUUGAAGUACGUAAGUUUUUUGUCUUUUCUACAUGGAAUAUUGGAAACUUACCAUCAGAAAUAAAUUCAAAUCAACAGCUUAUUGAUACGAAACCAAAUGAAACUUUAUUAAUUCCAAAUACGAAUAUUGAAUUAAUUGAAUAUUGUAAUCGUGGAAUUAUUAUAUUUGAAGGAAAAUUAUUUAAAAAGAAAUGUUUAUGUCCACCUAAUUAUUUUGGUGAUCGAUGUCAAUGGCAAAAUCAACGCAUUAGUUUAACACUUAAAAUACAUACAUUAAAAUCAUAUGGAAAACGAAUUUCUGUUUUUGAUAUUUUUAUCAAUUUAAUUGAUGAUGAAAAUCAAAUCAUACAUUAUUAUGAAAAAAUAGAUUUUAUUUCAUCAAGAGAUUGUGAUAUAAAAUUUAAUCGUUAUUUACUUUAUCCAGAUCAACCAAAAAAUCCUAAUCAUACAUAUUCAAUUCAUAUCGAUAUUUAUGAAAAAACAGCAUUAACUUAUUUUGGGAGUUGGUAUUUAUUUAUUCCAUUUCCAUUUUUACCAGUUAAUCGUAUAUCAACACAAAUUCAAAUUCCAUUAGAAAAAUCUGAAGAAGAAUUAACAAAUUGUUCCUCUGAAUGUGGAAAUCAUGGCAAAUGUUUUAAAUAUAUUAAUUCAAAUAGAACAUUUUGUCAUUGUGAUCAAGGUUAUUCAGGUCGAUUUUGUAAUAUAACAUAUGAACAUUCAUGUUCAUCUGAUUCAAUUGCUCUAAGUUCAUCAAUUUGUUUAAAAGCUGUUGGGAAAUCAUAUUCUAUACCACCGGUAAUCUCUGGUCAUUUUAUAACUGCAUUUGAUUAUCGUCAACAUAAACAAAUAUCAACUCUUGAAAAAAUUCCAUUUGGUCAAAAUUCAAUUUCAUUAUUUAAUAAAGAAUCAUUUAAUUUAUUAUUUAUUGAAUUUUCAAAUAAUUAUUAUCUUACCAUAUUAAGAGAAAAAUUUUUUCCAGGUGAAUAUAUUUCUGCUGAUGUUACAAUGAAUAAUAUAUGUGUAAAUAUUACUAAAAUUCUCAAUUCAACAUUACUUAAUUAUAGUUAUACACGUCGAUUGAAAUAUUAUCCAUUACAAUGUAGAGAAAAUCCAACAUUCAAAUGUUUUUAUGAUGAAAAACAUAUGUGUAUUUGUGACAAAAGUCGAUUUUCAAAUUGUUUUAAAUUUAAUUAUACGAUUUUUUACGACUGUCAUGGAGAUAAUUAUUGUGAAAAUGAUGGAAAAUGUAUUCAGGAUAAACCCAAAUGUCCAACAAUGACAGUAUGUAAAUGUGAAGAAUGUUACUAUGGAGAUCGAUGUCAAUUGACAACCAAAGGUUAUAGUAUAUCACUUGAUGUUAUAUUUGGAUAUCAUAUUAAACCAUGGGCUUCAUUUUUAAAACAAUCAACAGCAGUGAAAAUAACUGCAUCAUUAACUAUUAUAAUGUUUAUACUUGGUUGUCUUAAUGGAUUAAUAUGUAUAUUAACUUUUCGGCAAAAACCUUUAAUUGAAGUUGGUUGUGGAAUAUAUUUAUUAAUGAAUUCAAUUACUUCAUUAUUAACAAUUACUUUAUUUACAAUUAAAUAUUGUCAACUUGUUACUUUUCAAAUGAAUCUUAUAACAAAUCGUUCAUUUAUUGAUUUUAAUUGUAAAUCAACUGAUGUAUUAUUAAAAAUCUUUCUCUGUUUUGGUGAUUGGUUAAAUGCAUGUACUGCUAUUGAAAGAGCAUUUGCUACUUUACAAGGUCCACAUUUUAGUAAAGCAAAAAGUAAAAAUAUAGCCAAAAAGAUAAUACCAAUAGUAUUAUCUUUAAUAACUAUUUCUUAUAUUCAUGAUCCAAUAUCUCGACAAUUAUUUGAUGAUGAAGAUGAAAACAGAACAUGGUGUAUUGUGAAAUAUUCAACAAGUUUAACUAUCUUUGAUAAAUUUAUUAAUCUAUUUCAUUUUUUAGCACCAUUUAUUAUUAAUAUUUUAUCUGCUUUAGUUAUUAUUAUUCAAGUAUUUAGAUCACGUGCGAAAGUUAAUCAAAAAACAUCAAAUGUAACGAUUUCUGCUCAGAUUAAACAACAUAAACAUCUUCUUAUUUCACCAUGUAUUUUGAUUUUAUUAGCUUUACCUCGUUUAAUAAUAUUAUUUACAUCUCGAUGUAUGAAAUCAGCACAAAACCCAUGGUUAUUUCUUGUUGGUUAUUAUAUUUCAUUUGUUCCACCAUUACUUAUCAUUCCAGUAUUUAUUUUACCAUCAACAACAUACAAAAAAGAAUUUCUUGGUGUAAUUAGAAAAAUGCGUUUAUAUAGACAAUAA